Molecule: messenger RNA, 795 nt
Organism: Arachis stenosperma
Lineage: Eukaryota; Viridiplantae; Streptophyta; Magnoliopsida; Fabales; Fabaceae
Product: serine carboxypeptidase-like 18
Exons: 6
Coding region: 85-552 (155 amino acids)
Biological process (GO): proteolysis
Molecular function (GO): serine-type carboxypeptidase activity
Source: RefSeq, a predicted model, not a curated record
GAUGAACUAUACCAGGUAGUUAAGUUCACUUGUAAAGUUUUUCUUUAAAUUGGUAUUGCAAAAAUAAAAUGCAAACACUAAGUGAUGUCUGCAAUUUACUCAAUGAAACCGUCACUGCAAACAAAUUGUGAAAGAGAAUAUAUAAAAGUAGACACUAGAAGUGCAUUAUGUUCAAGAGAUCUCAAGUCCUUUAAUGAGAUGACAUCAGGACUCAAUACAGCACAUAUUUUGGAACCUUCAUGUGAGUUUGGUUCACCUAAACCAUUGAAGGCUUCUUGGAGGCGAUCUAUAACCGAAAUCUAUCCUUUGAAGUUUGUCAGCAACACUCGUCUCGGAUUACCACCCUUGAACUGCCGGACUUAUGGAUACUUCCUUAGUAGUUAUUGGGCCAAUGAUGACAAAGUACAGAAUGCUCUAAACAUACAAAAGGGAACAAAAAAGAAAUGGCAACGCUGCACCUACAAUAUACUUAACAAAAAACAGAUACACAAGAACCUACUCCAAUAUGAUGACAUUUGCAACUGUCAAGGAUGGAGGGCACACAGCUCCUGAAUACAAGCCUGAAGAAUGCUUGGACAUGUACAGUAGGUGGAUCUCUAACAGGGCAUUGUAGGAAGAAAGAAUAAUUGACAACACAUGCAUAGGAAUAAAUAGUAUAUCCAUUUUCCAUAGCUAUACCAUAAAACAGUUGAAUCAUCUCUGUAUUCUCAAUAUAUGUAUUGUAGAUGCACAUCUGAUCUUAAUAUUUGGUGUGGACUAAAAGAGUAAAUAAAAGAGACUUGAGAUCUCAUUGAA